AGGUUGAAGAAAACGGAGAAGGUUUAGCGGCAAAGUUUACGGCUAAGUUAGAAGCAGAUAACUACGUUGACGCCACACUGUUUCGUUAACUUUCUACUUUCCGUCACCAACUCUCACUCUCUUUUUUGUUCCCUUUUUUUCUUUUUAUUCAUAUUUAUUUUAUUCUCCUUUUGUUCUUCACCUUCGCGCCACUUUCUCUUUCUUCUUCUCCUUCGCCUUCUUCUUUCUAAGCUAGUUAGCUGUGUAGAGGAGAAAUUGUUUGGAUGAAAAAGGGUAAGGUGGUCCGUUCGGAUGACGAGGCUGAGGGUGAGGCCCAGCUUAACUCUGUGUCUAAUUACCAUCUUGAAGAUGAGGAUUCUGAGCCAGUUUCUUUUGCUGCAUUACCAAUUCAAUGGGGUAAUAAAACUGUCAAGAAUUCUGGUCGAACCGAAGAGAGGGUGUUCCUACAUGGCUCCACGGAUGAGGGGCUGAAGGCAGUUAUGGUGCAGGUCACAGCAUGGAGAUUUAAUCUUUCUAGAGCAAAACCUGUGAUAUCAUUGCUAUCAUCAAAAGAGAAAAAUUGGAUUGAGCUGAAGAAGCCAAGGAAUAGCUAUCUUGAUACUAUAAGGACCAUUCUGAUCACCGUUCACUUCCUGCAUCUAGUAAAGAGAAAUCCCAAGACAUCAGCCAAUUCUGUCUGGGGUAACAUGUUUAAGAAUAGGGAAUUUAGCUUAUCUAAGUCUAAGCCUUCAGAAAAAGAUUUGCUGGACCAUAUGCAUCUGAUUGAUGAAGCUGCCAAAAGAGAUGCUGUCUUAGCUAAGUCCCAGCUUUUGCUCUCCGUUUUGAAGGCGAAAGUGGGGAAUAAAAAUCUUUCUAACAAGGAAGUUAAAGAUUUGGUACAGCCUGAAGAGUCUGAAGAAGAGGAUGAUUCGUCUCAUGAAGUUUGUGUGAUUUGUGAUGAUGGUGGUAAUCUUACAUGUUGCGAAGGACCAUGCAUGAGAUCAUUUCAUGCGAGAAAGAUGGAUGGUAAAGGAUCUAAGUGUGCUUCUCUUGGUUUCUCUCAGAAGGAGCGGAUCCCGAGCUUUUAUUGUAAGAAUUGUUUAUAUAAUCAGCAUCAGUGCUUUGCAUGUGGCAAGCUGGGAUCUUCUGAUAAAGUUAACGGUGCUGAGGUCUUUAAAUGUGCUUCUGCAACCUGUGAAUACUUCUAUCAUCCACAUUGUGUUGCCAAGUUACUUUCCCAGAUAAAUAACCAUGAUGCAGAGGAGCUUGAGAGAAACAUUUCUGGCGCAAAUUCUUUCACCUGUCCUGUUCAUUAUUGCUGUGUCUGUAAAGAAGUUGAAAAUGUAAUGAAACCUGAGCUGCAAUUGGCUGUUUGUAGACGUUGUCCGAAAUCAUAUCACCGCAAAUGUUUGCCAAGAGAGAUUGCUUUUGAGGACGAUGAUGAUGAUGAUGUUAUCAUAAGGGCUUGGGAAGGUCUUUUGCCAAACAAACGCAUUCUUAUUUAUUGCCUGAAUCAUGAUAUUGAUGAAAUAUUAGGGACCCCUCUAAGAGAUCAUAUAAUAUUCCCCUAUGAAGAAGAUACUGUCCAAGAAAUUAAUGACAAUAAUGGGAAGAUGAAGCCUGCAACCAAAGAGGGAGUUAGGCCAACUAAGAAAAAUGGUGAUGUAGAUAAUGGAAAAUCCAGUUGUUCGACUGAAAAUGUCAACAGAUCUAAAGUGACUGGAAAGCUGUCUCCUGGAGAAGUUGGUAGCAAGAACAGUCCUGAAAAGAUGAGUUCUGGUUCAAAUAUUGCAAAUAAACCAGAAGCUAAUAGAAAAUCUGGUUGUUUGACCAAGGAUACUACUGGAUCUAAAGCGACUCCAAAGCGCUCUGCUGGGAAAGGUGGUGUCAAGAACAAUACUGGAAAGAAGACUUCCCCUUCAAAGAUUACAAAGCAACCAAAAGCUAAUGGAAAGCCAUCUGGGGAAGUUUUUGCAAAGAACAGUUCUGAAAAGGCAAUCUCUGGUUCGACUAUUGCGAAGCAACCAAAAGCUAACGGAAAAUCCGGUUCUGGUUUGACUGAAAAUAGCGCAACGAUUCCAAAGAAAUCUGAAAUGUCCGAGGAUAGCCAGCCCAUACGAGCUCUUUUGGUGAAGGAUUCCAAGCAAACUAAUCCAGUUAGUAAGGGAAAGCCACCCCUAUUGUCCCUUUUGAAACACAAGGCUAUAGCCAAGGAGCUACGUGAGCAGCAAUCUGGCCAACAUCGAGUUGCAGAGAUGGAAAGCCGCAAUGCUGAAUGUUUGCCUGCUGAUAGGAAUACGGAUGAUAAUUGUGGGGACAACAUCAUGCCAAGCCAAGAACCCCCAAAGUCACCUGAUGGUGAAAAAGACCAAGCAUCCGUGAAUGGACACAGGAAAAGAAGCUCACAUCAUUUUAAGGAUGACCAAGAUAACCAAGAGGGACCUGAAUGUAAGAAGAGCAAGUCCGAGAAGACAUCGUCAACCAAAAGGAAACACAGCGAGGAAAAUGAUGGAAGUGGCGUCAGUGUGGUCUCAUCAGCCAAAAGGCAGACUGUAGAGGAACAACAUAGGGAGGAGGAGGAUCAGUGCCAGAUAGAGUCAAAUACAAGGCAAAGUGUUGGCAACAUGGCUUAUAAUUAUGCCAGACCAGUUUCAGCAUUUGAGUCAUCUUAUAAAGCGACUCCUGCAGAUGUUGAUGAGGAAAAUAGGAUGUCCGUGCUUUAUGGUUUUGCAGCUGGUCCUAACGUUGAAUAUGCCAGCACGCAUUCAGCAGGUUGGAUUGAUGAUGAUGAUGAUGAUGAUGAUGAGGAUGAUGAUGAGUAGUUACAGCGUAUGUUCGUUGUUUUUUAAUAAUCUCAAUAAGGGAAUGACUUUAAGGGACGAACUAGUCUUUUAGAUCUUAAUGAUAUCCAUGUAAAAAAAUAUAAAAUAAUUUUAGAAAAUGUUUAUGUUAUCCUUUUCUCUA
This is a messenger RNA of Arachis ipaensis, 2943 nucleotides long. Its product is annotated as protein ENHANCED DOWNY MILDEW 2. The record is from RefSeq and is a predicted model, not a curated record. Lineage: Eukaryota; Viridiplantae; Streptophyta; Magnoliopsida; Fabales; Fabaceae.